Pestalotiopsis fici W106-1 is the source of this 2745-nucleotide messenger RNA. RefSeq lists its product as uncharacterized. The record is from RefSeq and is a predicted model, not a curated record. Gene Ontology annotation, cellular component: cytoplasm. The coding region runs from base 1 to 2745 and encodes 914 amino acids. Gene Ontology annotation, molecular function: protein kinase activity; ATP binding. Lineage: Eukaryota; Fungi; Ascomycota; Sordariomycetes; Amphisphaeriales; Sporocadaceae. Gene Ontology annotation, biological process: signal transduction; protein phosphorylation. The transcript is spliced from 2 exons.
AUGGCAACACAAGCGGAUCCCUCCUCGCACGACCCGACCCCGGAGAACCACAAAAGACUUUCAACUCUUCUCAGAAGAUUCUUGGGCAGGAACAAUGCGCCUCUGACGCCAGAGGGUGUGACCGAAGCAUCGCAAGCCCUGCCACCCGAAACGACUGGCGGGGAUGAGAGCAACGUAUCGCGACCUUCGGCCAGGAGGGUUGUCCCUGGCCUUCCUCGAGCAAAGACCUUCAAGAGACAACAGUCGGAGCUCAGGGAACGGCUAGAGCUGAACAAGCCUACACAGGCCGAGCGAAGGGCAGUGUCCGUCGACCGAAGGGGCACACAUCUACCUCGUGAUGUCUCGGCAAGCAGAAGUCAACGUUUGCCUCGCGCAAGUGCGCCCGACUUUUUCGAUGAUGCCGGCUCCACUACGACGGCCGGAAAUGACCAGUCAGCACUGCAUAGUCCCAUGGAGGAGAAGCAAUUCUUGAAUGUGCCAGAUACAGGCAUUGUUCACGUUGAUCUGGCGGCGCAAAAGGAAUCAUCUGCAGCCCGGUUUCCUUCAAGAGAACCUUCUGCUGCUGAUGCGCGGUCUGUUACAACGUCGGCAUAUGACACUCAGAUUCGCGAUGAGCUGGAAAGCAAGUGGAUACUAAACCUUUCCAUGCACUUCAGAGACAAGUCUAGGAGGGAAAAGUUCUUUGUGACGUACAGAGAAAAAGAGUGCCUAUGGCGGCGGGUGACCAUAUCCCUAGACUAUCGAGACGCUCCAUCCGAUUCCUUAGAAGGAGAUCUUCAGGAUACAAAGUUCCAACGUGAGAAAAGCGCAAAGAUCUACGAAGCCAUUCGCGAGAGCCUUCAAGACAUUCAGUUCUAUGAUACCGUGACGAAUCUCAAGUUGCAGACCACCAAUGGCAGAUUGCAUGUUCACGUGGUUGAAGAUGUCAAUGAAAUCAUCCACUUUCCUGCCGUUCAAAUGGUUCAACAUCUGGGCUGUCGCCGUAUUCGAGAGAAAGACAUCAUCUUUGAUUCUCACAUGUCUGGUUUCGUCUACAAGGUCCAGGUUGAUGGUCGAACUUUGAUCAAGAAGGAGAUUCCCGGGCCCGAUACUAUAGAAGAGUUUCUCUACGAAGUGAACGCGCUAAAUUCUCUGAGAUUUUCCGCCAGUACCGUAUCAUUUUACGGAGUGGUUGUGGAUGACGGCGAUACUAGUGUCAAAGGCCUUCUCAUUGACUAUGCUGAGAAGGGUGCGCUUAUCGACAUCAUUUACGACGCCCAAGAGCAUGGCCCGGAUUUGCCCUGGAUAAUGCGAGAGAAAUGGGCGCGGCAAAUCGUUCAAGGUCUCUCAGACAUUCACGAAGCCGGAUUCGUGCAAGGCGAUUUUACUCUUUCUAAUAUUGUUAUUGACGAUGAUGAUAAUGCUAAGAUAAUAGACAUCAACAGACGAGGCUGCCCAGUUGGCUGGGAGCCUCCGGAGGCAACUCCACUUAUCAACAAUAAUCAGCGGAUUUCCAUGUAUAUUGGAGUCAAGUCUGAUUUAUAUCAGCUAGGAAUGGUUCUUUGGGCCUUGGCAAUGCUUGAAGAUGAGCCCGAGGCUCACCGGCGGCCGCUGCGAUUAGAUCCGGACAUCGAGGUACCAAGGUGGUACCGCAGGCUAGUGGACAAUUGCCUCAGCGAUAACCCACGCAUGCGCAAGCAGGCGACUGUGCUUCUCGACAUGUUUCCCAGUUCUUCGUAUGAAAAUCACGACCAACACGAGCCACCUUCUAUUUCUGUGGAUGAUGGUCUAUCGAUUCAGCAGUACAGAGUGGAAGAACACGAGCGUAGCGGCCACCCAAUUAUCAGAACGGUGACACCACAAAGCGAUGCGUAUGCGUCAGGGAUAGGUCACCAGUCUGGCCUCACUUCACCUGGUUUGUCGGAAGAUGCUUUCUACUACCCUCCCAGGGGCCGGUCGCCGCCUAGUCCUAUGCCAAGCAAUCUUGACGACUGCGACGCUCCCUUCCUCGGACGGAACGGUACUUGGUCGGAUCGGCGCAAUCUAGUCGAGCCUGAGGAGAGUGAAGAUGCGAUAUCCAGGGUUGAUUCAAAAACUCGGAUGAGCGAAAUCACGAGGCAGCUGGAGGGAAGUCUUAGGACGAUCGGCUCACAGAGCUGUCGGGUUUCUGCUGGUGAACAUGGUGGCGCUGGCGAAGAAACACAAUCAAUCGACCUCGAGGAGCCAUGCGUGCCAUUGAGCUCGCCCCAGAUCGUUGUUGAUGAGGCAGGAGACGAGGAUGCUCAUGAAUUUGGGCCAGAGCCAGUGGUCCCAAGAGACAAUGUCCCCGACAAGGAGACCACGAAUAUGGAUCCUACGGCAGUGCUUACCCUUCCUCUCGAGGAUGCGAAGUCCACCGACCCACGAGGAGGAUCACAAACAAUGAACCUGGCUCCAACUGGGGUCCAACGCCAAUCUGAGCAAGUGGGAUAUAUCAAAGAACGCGAAACUCCUCUACUGCACCAAGAACAUGACCAGCAGGAUGACAACUAUGCAGCAAAUUAUGCCCAUGUCGGAGGUUCGGCGUUCCCUCCAAAUAUUCCAUCAGAGCCAUCAACGAGUUUGCAGUUCCCAGCCAGCGACAGGCCAGUCUAUGAUGCGGCAGCAGAUCUGACGGGCAUUGGCACUGGUUAUGAAACUGAAGAAUUUCGAAAGUCAAUUUGCUCAGACGAGGAUCUCGGGCUUACAUCCACAACACCGGCUCCUGACGUGACAUCACAGGCGUAA